This is a messenger RNA of Phanerochaete carnosa HHB-10118-sp, 1107 nucleotides long. RefSeq lists its product as uncharacterized. Lineage: Eukaryota; Fungi; Basidiomycota; Agaricomycetes; Polyporales; Phanerochaetaceae. Bases 44 to 943 code for a protein of 299 amino acids. Gene Ontology annotation, cellular component: mitochondrion. Gene Ontology annotation, biological process: mitochondrial citrate transmembrane transport; alpha-ketoglutarate transport. The transcript is spliced from 8 exons. Gene Ontology annotation, molecular function: tricarboxylate secondary active transmembrane transporter activity. The record is from RefSeq and is a predicted model, not a curated record.
CCACCACCGCGAGCCCUCGUCCCGCUCCAGCUUGUGCACAGCAAUGGCCAUCGAGAAAGAGCCAGGCCAGAAGGGUGUUAACUGGUCCAACAUCGCCGUUGGUGCCAUCAUGAACAUGGUUACGACACUAGGACAGCCCCUCGAGGUGCUCAAGACCCAGAUGGCUGCCAACCGAUCCCAAACAAUGUUCCAGGCCGUCCAAACUGUGUGGAGUCGAGGUGGUGUUUCCGGCUUCUAUCAGGGUCUCAUUCCAUGGGCGUGGAUUGAGGCGUCAACAAAGGGUGCCGUGCUGCUGUUCACAGCUUCGGAAAUUGAGUCCGCCGCGGUGAAGGGAGGCCUCAGCCCCGGUGUCGCUGGUCUUCUUGGCGGUAUGGGUGGUGGUAUUGCCCAGGCCUAUGCUACCAUGGGAUUCUGCACGUGCAUGAAAACGGCUGAAAUCACGCGCCACAAGCAGGCCGCUGCCGGCGUUAAGCCGCCAUCGACGUGGGCUGUUUUCGCCGACAUUUAUCGCCGCGAAGGUAUUGCAGGCAUUAACAAGGGCGUUAAUGCUGUCGCAGUGCGUCAAUGUACGAACUGGGGCUCACGUAUGGGAUUCGCUCGCCUGGCUGAGAGCACAAUACGGAAAGUCAAGGGUAAGGGUGAGAACGAGAAACUCACAGCGCCCGAGAAGAUUUUGGCUUCAAGUAUUGGUGGUGCACUUGCAACGUGGAACCAGCCCAUCGAAGUCGUCCGUGUUGAGAUGCAAUCCAUGUCAAAAGCCGCAAGCGCUGCCGGUCGCCCGGAGAAGCUCACAAUCAUGAACACGCUCUCGUACGUUUACCGUGAAAACGGUAUGAAAGGAUUGUACCGUGGCGUCACCCCACGUAUCGGUCUCGGUAUCUGGCAGACGGUGUGCAUGGUCUCCUUUGCGGACUAUGUCAAAGCUUGGUGCGUGGCCCGCUAGGGUGAAGGGCAAGUGAACAAUGACCCUAUACUUAUUUUCCUGAUAGUCUUAGAAAAGUAUGGCCACAUGCAUACUCUUCUAGAAGCGUCGCCUGCUGGACUCCGGAUUGAUUACCCGCAUACCAUAGUCUGUAUCUUAGUGUUCUCGCUAUACACCUUGUUCUG